GUAAAUAUUUAAAGUGCAUUGCAUGUACAUUGUAUCUUUGUUCAUGUAAAAAGUUGUUCAUUUUAAUCCCAAAGAAAUAAUAUCAUAUACGUUACUAUUUGAAUUCUUACUGUUCCUUGCGCUGAAAGAGAGAAAUAAUGCAGAGAAGACUUGCAGAUAAUAUAACAUCUGAUCAUUUAUCCUGUCCUAUAUGUCGGGACACUUUAAAAGAUCCGAAACUAUUACCAUGUGAUCAUUCGAUAUGCUUUGAAUGUUUAACCCAGUUGAUAGAAUCAACUAGACGUUUUAACAAAUUCUCGUGUCCUGUGGAUAGACGCGAGAUUACAGCGUCAUCUUAUACCUUGUCAGCAGAACAAUGGGCUAGUUCAUUUCCAACAGACGAGUUAUCUCUACUGCUACUCCAGGCUAUAUCAGGUGAUACAAAAACGGAAACAAAACCUAGAAAUGGUAUACUUUGUUCCGAUCACCCACAGAACGUGUGUGACUUUUUCUGUUUUGGGUGUUAUAAGAUUAUGUGUUCCGAAUGUGCUGUUGAGAAUCAUAGGGGUGCCGAAUGUAAUUGCAAAAACUUCAAAAACUGUGCCGACUUAGCAAGGGAAAAAUUGAGAGAUGCGUAUGACGAAAUAGAAAAUUUAAUAAUCACCGGACAGGAUAUUGUCUUUAAAGAGAUCGACAAAGAUCAAUUAUUGGUGCAAUCAAGGCAGCAGAUAAGAAGUACUAUUUACAAAUUGAAGACAAUUGUUCAAGAUUUUGAGAAAAUGAUAAAUCGUAAAUGUGUAGACAUAUUGAGCAAAGUUGAUAGCGUUACAAACGUAGAAGAAUUGAAGAAAAGAACAGAAGGAAUUGUUAAAGAUUUAAAACGAGUCCGUGAUGAGGUAGAAUUAUCAAAAUCCCUUACUUCAACUAAAGACAUUUUGACCGUAUUGUCAAAAAUUCCAGAAAGUCUGCAGAAAAAUACGGAUCUUCUCUAUUCACUUGCGGUAUCAGAUAAUCCAAUUGAGCUUAAACUGGAACUAAACGAAAAGUUUCUGAAUUUGUGUGAAACACUGAUUGAUCAACCGAUUGGAAUGGUUCACGUCGUACCUGCUGACACAAUUGACUUCGAAGACACGGAGGCCACAGUAUGCAGCAAGCGAAUCAAAUUUUCAUCAGACGUUUUACCUCUUCGUGCAUUAGAACUUGACCCGUUUCUAGCAAUUCAACGUGAUCCGAGUGAAUCAGAAAAUAAAAUUACUGCAAGAUUUACAGGUGUAAUUAUUCAUGGACAUUCAAUAAUUGCUAUAGAUAAUGCAAACUUUAAGGUACAAAGAUUCAGAGAUAUUAUUGAAAAUCAAUUCAUUGAUGAAGUUCUGAUUCAAGGUAUAUACGACAUCACCAAUAUCCAUGAAAACGACGAUGUCUUAGUUACUUCCCCUGGGAAACAAUCGCGUCUUAUCCGUUUAUCAACUUAUAAUAGUUUGAGUAUAAUAUCCGAAAAAGUAACCGAAAAUGCGUACUAUAGUAUCUCGCAGUUGCCGGAUUGUACUUUUGCAGUCAUUAGUCAUUCAAGUCCAAUUGGUGCUUCAAAGAAAAGAGUUAACUUUGAUUGGUCACGUGGUGUAACAUCGCAUAUUGACAUCAUCGACGUCGAUGGAAAUGUUCUUAAACAUUUUAGUGAAAAUUUUCUUUGCGAACCAAACGAGUUUGGAGAUCCUUUUAUCAUGCCUCUAAAAAGUAUAUGUUGUCUUCCAAAUGGGAAUAUAGUAGUUAGCAUUGAAACUAAAACCAACAGUUUUAUUUCUUGUUUCAAUCAAAAUGCACGAGUCAAAUGGACAUACGAUUUAAAUGACACCCCAGAAGGCGUCUGUUUUGAUGAUGGUAAAAUAUAUGUAUUCUUACGUGAAUCGAAAGCGGUGCGUGUUCUGUCGGUUGAUGGUGAUUUGAAACCAGUGUCCACCUUAAGGCUUCCUAAUUACUUCGGUGACGGAUAUAGUUUAUUCGUUGGUCGAAAUCUGUUGUCUGUAAUAGAUAGAACAGAGUUAAUAAGACUAUAUAAAUUACAAUCAUGUUAGAAAUAAAUAAAAGUAUCAACUAUUUUACUCAUU
Messenger RNA from Mytilus trossulus (common blue mussel), 2084 nucleotides. RefSeq lists its product as uncharacterized. NCBI's taxonomy places the organism in Eukaryota, Metazoa, Mollusca, Bivalvia, Mytilida, Mytilidae. The record is from RefSeq and is a predicted model, not a curated record. Gene Ontology annotation, molecular function: zinc ion binding. Bases 138 to 2051 code for a protein of 637 amino acids. The transcript has 2 exons.